Messenger RNA from Aedes aegypti (yellow fever mosquito), 4931 nucleotides. Its product is annotated as CD109 antigen. Gene Ontology annotation, cellular component: extracellular region. Gene Ontology annotation, molecular function: endopeptidase inhibitor activity. NCBI's taxonomy places the organism in Eukaryota, Metazoa, Arthropoda, Insecta, Diptera, Culicidae. The transcript has 13 exons. The coding region runs from base 271 to 4725 and encodes 1484 amino acids. The record is from RefSeq and is a predicted model, not a curated record.
UCAGCGAUCAGUUCGUAUUUGACAGCCGCGACCGGUGGAUUAGUUGAACUUAAGCGCUACGCUAAGUACGCUCGAACCUGUCCGUUCAGCCUGGGUUAAUUUGUGAUCUGAAUAGCAAGUGGUGAGCUAAUAACAACAAUAAAUAGUGAUAGGUGACCGGUUGAAAGUCGUGUGUGCCAAGUGAUCAUUAUUUCUGGGAUUCCCAGGUUUCUGGGAAAAUUAAACAAGUGAAAUCGUUAUUUACCGGUAGUUUUAGUGGAAAAGUUUAGAAUGGGGCAUUUAACGAUGUCCCCACCGUGGGCGUUAUCACUGAUGGUGUUGAUUUCGGUUUUUGUAGUGAGCUGCAAAUGUGAAGGGUAUUACACCGUCGUUGGAUCUAAACUGUUGCGACCGAACUCAGAGUACCACGUGUCCGUCAGCAAUUUGAAUGUCCGAGAGCCGUUGCGAUUCCGAAUCACGUUGAACAACACUCGAACAGGAACACCCCUGGCAAGCGAGGAUCUAUCUCUGGGUCAAGGUGAAUCCCGAUUGGUUCCAUUCAGUAUUGGUGACAUAACGGAAGGAGAUUACAGUUUGACCGCCGAGGGGUUAUCGGGAUUCAUUUUCAAGAACGAAUCUUCACUGACUUUCCAGUCGAAGAGUUUUUCGGUGUUCGUGCAGACAGAUAAAGCGGUAUAUAAGCCGGGCGAUACCGUUCGAUUCCGAGUGUUGGUAUUGGAUCCGAACACGAAACCCUUGCAAAAGAUCGAUACCGUUAAAGUGCACAUUACAGACGGCAAAAACAAUCGUAUCAAGCAAUGGAAUGAUGCCAAGCUGGUGAAGGGUGUUUUCGAAUCGGAACUCGCCCUGUCGUCAGCUCCGGUUUUGGGUAACUGGAAGAUCAACGUAGAAGCCUUGGGAACGAAAAAGACUCAAGAAUUUGAAGUUGAUGAGUACGUCCUACCCAAAUUUGAAGUGUCCGUUGAGUCUCCUGGUAUCACUACACUGAAGGAUGGAAAGGUCAAAGCGAUCGUUCGUGCGAAAUACACCUACGGCAAAUCUGUUAAGGGUGAAGCGACCGUGUCAGCAUAUCCAGACUUCAACUUCCAUUAUGUUCAACCAUUUGAACGGGAUGUGAUCACGAGAAAGACUGUACCGAUUGAUGGCAAGGGAUCGGUAGAAUUCGACCUCCGUGACGAGAUCAAACUGCAAGGAGACUACACUAGAAAUAUUGUGAUCGAAGCGGUGGUGGAAGAAGAGCUGACGGGUCGCAAACAGAACUCAUCAUCCAAGGUCAAAAUCUACGAUCGUGCGUACAACAUGGAACUAGUUAAGAGUUCGGAAAAAUUCAAGCCUGGACUGCCGUUUACCGCGUGGUUGAAGGCAACGUUCCAGGACGGCGCACCCCUUCAAGAUGACACUAAUUCCGUUAAAGUAACACAAGAAUUUGGUUGGCCAAAUCAGAAUACCACCGAGCAUACCUAUAAACUUGACAAGAAUGGUAUGGCAAAGUUGAUCAUCGAUACAGAGACAUCCUCGGAUUCGAUUUCUUUCCGCGCGGAAUAUUUGGGUGCGACUUUCUACCUGGGGUCGAUCUCUCAAGGCUGGGUCAAAUACAGUGCCUACGUGCGUGCUAAAGUUCUGACUGAGACUCCCACCAUCAAUAAGGACGUGACAGUGGACGUUUCCUCCACUGUUCCAAUGAAGUACUUCAAUUACCAGGUGCUUGGACGCGGUGAUGUUCUCAUUGGUGGGACGAUUGCCGUACCGGACCGCAUGUCUCACACGUUCCGCUUCCCAGCGAGCUUCGCAAUGGUACCGAGAGCCCGAUUGCUAGUUUACUUCAUCCAUUCCGACGGUCAAAUGAUCAGCGAUUUUGCCGAAAUUGAAUUUGCAAGCGAGCUGCAGAACUUCCUGAAAGUGCAACUCUCCAAGACGGAAUCAAAACCGGGACAAGAUGUUGACAUCACCAUCAGCACCAAUCCGGAUUCGUACGUAGGUCUGCUCGGUGUCGACCAGAGUGUGUUGCUGCUGAAGAGCGGUAACGACCUAACUACCGGAAAAGUGUUCGAUGACUUAAAGACCUACGAAGAGGCGGUUUAUCUACAGUACAGGAGAAAACGUUUUGCUCCGUGGAGACGGUUUAACUAUUAUGAUGACUUCAAUGAUGCCGGGGCUGUCAUCAUGACCAACGCCAACGAACAACCCGCAAACGACACAGCUAGCCGUCUACCGCCGAUCACGUACAAAGUGCAGCGAGCUCCCGACGGAACUCCCCUGUACACGGUGAUCGAGAAGAAUCCCCGUUUCCUGCCGGUGCACGAGUUCAAAACCAAUACGAGACCUCCGUUGGCCGGACCUUUCGCAUUCAGUCGCAUUCCGAGACCCCAUCGGGACGUCCCUCGGGUGUUCCUUUCGCGCGAAAUCGCCGACACCUGGUUGUUUGAGAAUGCGUAUUCGGGCUUUUCUGGCGAGAAGACCAUCACUAAAAAGGUUCCCGACACGAUAACUUCCUGGAUGAUCACCGGUUUUUCGGUGAGCCCAGUUUAUGGAUUGGGUCUUACCCGUCAGCCAAGGAAACUGAACGUCUUCCUACCGUUCUUCGUAUCCACCAAUCUGCCAUACUCCGUGAAACGGGGAGAGGUGGUGUCGAUUCCGAUUGUGGUCUUCAACUACAUGGACUCGGAUCAAACGGCCGAGGUAACCUUCCACAACACCGAACAGGAGUUUGAGUUUGCCGACGUGGAGAACGAGGUUCAUGAAAAUCCAAAGCUUGAACUGUUCCGCAAGAAAACCGUUCAAGUUGCAUCCAAUACAGGAAAAACUAUCCCCUUCAUGAUCAAACCAUCCAAGUUGGGUCAUAUUACCAUCAAGGUUACAGCCACUACUCAGCUGGCCGGAGACGGUGUUGAGCGCCAAUUGCUCGUUGAACCGGAAGGUCUGCCCCAGUACGUCAAUAAGGCUUCGUUCGUUGAUCUGCGUGCCACUCCAGAGGUAAACAACAACUUCACUGUCGAGAUUCCCAAGAAUGCCGUUCCAGACUCGACACGUAUAGAGAUCGCUGUUAUCGGUGACGUACUGGGCUCGACUAUUCAAAAUCUGGACUCGUUGAUCCGUAUGCCGUACGGAUGUGGCGAACAGAACAUGUUGAACUUCGUACCGAACAUCGUUGUGUUGGACUACUUGAAGAAUACCAAUCAGCUUACGGCAAGCAUCGAGGAUAAGGCAAAGAAGUACAUGGAAUCUGGAUAUCAGCGCGAGUUGACGUAUAUGCAUGAUGACGGAUCGUUCAGUGCUUUCGGCAAGUCUGAUCCCAAGGGCAGUACUUGGUUGACUGCGUUUGUUGCUCGCUCGUUCAAACAAGCCGCCGAUCAUAUCAGCGUUGAUGAGAAAAUCAUCGAUAAAUCUUUGGAGUGGUUAAGCGAUCAACAGUCGUCUAACGGAAGCUUCCCGGAAGUUGGUAAAGUUUCGCACACGGAUAUGCAAGGCGGAUCUGGACAGGGAAUCGCUUUAACCGCCUACACGUUGAUUGCUUUCCUCGAGAACAAGAACCUGAUCCCCAAGUACACCAAUGUCAUCAACAAAGCGUUGGACUAUAUCGUAAGGAACACAGAAGGAUUAGACGAUAACUACGCUCUGGCUAUUGCAGCGUACGCCCUUCAGUUGGCCGAUCAUAGUGCCAAGGAUUUCACUCUCUCCCAGUUGGAUACUAAAGCUACUACCGAUGAGGAUCAAAAGUGGUGGAACAAGCCCAUCCCAGAAGCCGACAAGAAGAAUCCGUGGUACAGCAAACCCAACUCCGUCAACGUAGAAAUGUCCGCUUACGGAAUGCUCGCCUUCAUGGAAGCUGGACUGGAUAGCGAUGCCCUGCCAAUCAUGAAGUGGUUGAUCUCGCAGCGUAACGACAAGGGUGGAUUCCAGUCUACUCAGGACACUGUCGUCGGUUUGCAAGCGCUGGCCAAACUAGCGGCAAAGAUUUCUUCCAAGAACAAUGACGUUACCAUCGUGGUUACUUACAACGAAAAUCAACAGAAGGAAAUGAAGAUCAACUCGGAGAAUAACAUGAUCUUGCAAAAGUUCGAGCUCCCGUCGUCGGCGAAGGACAUCGACAUCAAGGCUACAGGACGAGGAUUCGCCGUCGUGUCGUUGGGUUACAAGUACAAUAUGAACGUCACCGGAGAGUGGCCCCGAUUUGUGCUGGACCCUCAGGUGAACAAAAACUCCAAUCAGGAUUAUUUGCAUCUGACUGUGUGCACAAACUUUGUUCCAACCGCCGGACAAAACAAGUCCAACAUGGCCGUCAUGGAGGUAGGCUUCCCAAGUGGUUUCACCGCCGAUUCGGAUACGCUGCCCUCGUUGGAGAAUACCGAGUAUAUUAAGAAAGUAGAGUUGAAGGACGGAGACACCGUUGUUGUAAUGUACUUCGACAGUCUGGACCGUAACGAACUGUGCCCUACGGUUUCCGCCUUCCGCACGCAUAAGGUCGCCAAGCAGAAGCCAGCUCCUGUAGUCAUUUAUGACUAUUACGAUAACUCUCGCAUCGCUCGUCAAUUCUACAAUGGACCGGCAGCUGGAUUGUGCGACAUCUGUGAAAAUGAAGAUUGCGGCAAUUCGUGCUCGAUUAAAUCGCAGAAGCAGCGAUCACCUAAGGAGGAGGCCACCGUGAUGGCCAAAAGCGGUGCAGUUGGAAUUACGAUCGGUUUGCAGCUAAUUGUUGCUGCACUGCUGGUGAGGUUGUUCAAUUGAAAGGGUUCCAUGAACAACGUUAAGUGACAGGGGAAAUUGAGAGAGAGAAAGAUGAACUUGCAAUAAUCUUGCUAGAGCGGAAGGAGAAAACUGCGAUGAUAGCUUUAUGUACCUAGUGGAAGAUUAUUGUGAUUUGAGUGGUAUGAUUUUUGGAUAAACUUAUGUAACUGUAAAAUUUGAUCACAAUAUAGAUAAUGUAAACAGAA